AUAGUUUGGAAAAGGAGGGAGGAGAGAGUGUGACGGAGGGGGAGGGUGAAGGAGAAGGAGACAUUUUCUGUGCAUAUUGGGAACUGUGAACUGUCUUUCAGAGAAUUCUUGUUUGACUGUUUUGGAUUUAAGCAAAUCGGAUGGAGCUGCCACCUCGACCCAAACUUUUUGACUUCCAUGGAGUAUCCAUGACCAACUAUUUCACUGACAACUGGGAAAAUGUGCAGAACUUCAAAGCCAGACCAGAUGAUAUUCUCAUAGCCACAUACCCCAAAGCAGGAACCACAUGGGUGUCCUAUAUCCUGGAGAUGCUGUGCUUUGGCCACUCUGAGCGUCAGAACUUGGUCCCCGUGUAUGAGAGAGUGCCUUUCCUGGAGAUGCACAUGCCCUCUUUCCCUUCAGGAGUGGCUGAACUGAACAAGAUGUCCACCUCCCCUCGUCUCAUCAAAACUCACCUUCCUGUCCAGUUUAUCCCCAAGUCCUUCUGGGAGCAGAAUUGCAAGAUAGUGUAUGUGGCCCGUAACGCCAAGGACAAUGCAGUCUCCUAUUUCCACUUUGACCGUAUGAACAUGGCCCAGCCAGAGCCUGGAGACUGGAACAGCUUCCUGCAGAGAUUCAUGGAGGGAAAAAUGGUGUUUGGUUCCUGGUAUGACCAUGUGACUGGCUGGUGGGAGAAGAAACAGAGUCACUCCAAGCUGCUCUACCUGUUCUUUGAGGAUAUGGUGGAGGACACUGGUCGAGAGCUGGACCGUCUGUGCUCCUUCUUGGGGGUUUCUCCUUCAGCAGAGGAGAAGGAGAACGUGAGAGAAAGAGCACAGUUUGACAACAUGAAGAAGAACAACAUGACUAACUACUCCACUGACACUGUCAUGGACUUCAAGAUCUCUCCUUUCAUGAGAAAAGGAAAGGUUGGAGACUGGAAGAACCAUUUCACUGUGAAUCAGAAUGAACAGUUUGAUGAACACCUUCAGAAGAGGAUGACAGAAACAGAUCUUAAAUUUCGCACCACUAUAUAAGGCUGGCUCUUGCCUUUAUAAUAAUAGUGCUGAAAAUAUAUUUAAGGAUAUUACAGGGGAUCAUGCCUACAUGUUAAUAUUGAUGGUUGAAAAAUACAUUAAUGAAAUGAAUAAAGACUUUACUGUACAACA
Molecule: messenger RNA, 1148 nt
Organism: Osmerus eperlanus (European smelt)
Lineage: Eukaryota; Metazoa; Chordata; Actinopteri; Osmeriformes; Osmeridae
Product: cytosolic sulfotransferase 2-like
Exons: 8
Coding region: 141-1016 (291 amino acids)
Biological process (GO): sulfation
Cellular component (GO): cytoplasm
Molecular function (GO): aryl sulfotransferase activity
Source: RefSeq, a predicted model, not a curated record